This is a messenger RNA of Phascolarctos cinereus (koala), 3027 nucleotides long. The record is from RefSeq and is a predicted model, not a curated record. NCBI's taxonomy places the organism in Eukaryota, Metazoa, Chordata, Mammalia, Diprotodontia, Phascolarctidae.
GAGCACUAGCUGGAGCCGGAGCCGGAGCCGGGCUUGGAAGGCAGGUGGGGAACUGGAGGCCCAGGGUGAUUAAGCCACUUGGCCAAGGUCACAGCUUGACAGAAGUCAAGGUGGCAGCAGCUGCCAGAAAGUUUGCGCCAUCUGCCUCUUUCCAUCUCUGCACGAGGCUGCAUUAAAUGGCUGAUAAACAGAUCAGUUUACCAGCCAAACUGAUCAAUGGAGGGAUUGCAGGGCUCAUUGGGGUCACUUGUGUAUUCCCCAUCGACCUGGCUAAGACAAGGCUACAGAACCAGCAGAAUGGACAGCGCAUCUACACCAGCAUGUCAGACUGUCUCAUUAAGACUAUCCGUUCUGAGGGCUACUUUGGCAUGUACAGAGGUGCUGCUGUAAAUCUGACCCUGGUCACGCCAGAGAAGGCCAUUAAGCUGGCAGCCAAUGACUACUUCCGCCACCAUCUUUCCAAGGAUGGGCAGAAGCUGACCUUACUGAAGGAGAUGUUGGCCGGUUGUGGGGCUGGCACAUGCCAAGUGAUCGUCACCACCCCCAUGGAGAUGCUCAAGAUCCAGCUCCAGGAUGCAGGGCGCCUCGAGGCUCAGAAGAAGAUGCUGGAGACCCAGGCCCACCUCUCAGCCCAGGGCGGGGCCCAGUCUGUGGUGGGGUCUGCUGCCCCUGCCCGCCCUACAGCCACCCAGCUGACCCGGGAGCUGCUGAGAAGCAAGGGCAUUGCAGGGCUCUAUAAGGGACUGGGCGCCACACUGCUCAGGGAUGUGCCCUUCUCCAUCGUCUACUUCCCUCUCUUCGCCAACCUCAAUCAGCUGGGCCAUUCAGAGCCAGGAGCCAGGUCGCCAUUCUAUGUGUCUUUCCUGGCAGGCUGUGUUGCAGGGAGCACGGCUGCUGUGGCUGUCAACCCCUGUGAUGUGGUUAAGACCCGCCUGCAGUCUCUGCAGCGAGGUGUGAAUGAGGACACUUACUCAGGCUUCCUGGACUGUGCCAGGAAGAUUCUGAGGCAUGAAGGCCCAUCAGCCUUCCUCAAGGGCGCCUACUGCCGGGCCCUGGUGAUCGCCCCACUCUUCGGCAUUGCCCAAGUGGUCUACUUUGUGGGCAUCGGUGAGGCCUUGCUGGGGCUACUCCCAGGUCAGCGCCACGACUGAACCCCGUCCAGCUCCCAGCCUGGCCCCAGCCCCCUUCUGUCACCCUCUGGGAGACCCCACCCUAGAGCUACAGGCAGAAACUCUGGAAGGAGACCUCAGUGUGGGGGCGGUAUUGCUCCUGAGUGUCCUUGGCGUGGUGGCAGCCGAUGUGGAAGGGUGGGAGGAAGCCAUAGUGCAACCCCUCCCCCUCCUACAGAGACUGGGAUCAAUUUUUUUUAUUUAUGCAGAAAUAGAGACCGUUACAUUCCUUAGUCCCCUGCCCCAACUUGGGCUGGAGAGGGGGCCCCAGAGACCUUGUGGCUCUUCUUCUCCUCCCCCUCUCUGAGCUGGCCUCAGGCUGAGGGGACCCCCACUGGUUACUGCCCCAGGCCCUAUCUGGCAGGGUCCCAGGGCAUGGGAACCCCUCCUCAGUCCUACCUCUGUGGAGAGGACCAGGCACAAAGCUAUUUAUUAACAUACCGGAGCCCUGAGAGGGAGCAGCGUCGCCUGGGGGCAAGGGGCACCAUCCCUACCAGCCUCCACUGGUCUGUAUGUCCGUCCUUCCCCUUGCCUCUAGUCAGUUUGCUGCCCUUGGGGAAUGGGGAUGUCUUGGCUUCUCCCCCACCUAUCAGGGUCUCUUAGGUAUUCUGCUGCUCUGAGGCUCCUGGCUUUCCAGUCCCCAGGGACCCCUAAACAGGAGCCAGGCUUUGGAUGGCCAAGCUCCUCCCCCCUCCUUCCUUUCUUCCUCUGGAGAGAUCUUUAGGGCCUCUUCUGGAGGUUUCUGACUGGGUGUGGCCUAUUCCCACCCUGCCCUCUCCAGCUCUUCCUGUGAGAGUGAGGAGGCACCCCUGGCAUCCUAGAGGGGAGGGGUGACUUUUGAGGUUCGAGGACUCAAUGGCUUCAAGAUCGGGCAGAGUCCUCCCCUGGCCUCCUUGAGGCCCUGAGAGGGGCAGGGCCCAAAAAUGAUUGAGGGGAGGGGCUCCAGGAUUGUUUCUGUGUGGAGUUAUGUGCAGUGUUGGUAUGUUCUUGUGUCUGACUCUAGUUUUGUGUGUGUGUGUAUGUGUGUGUGUGCGCAUCGGAGAAGGGGAGAAAUGCCACAGGAUCCCGAAGUGGCUAAGAACCCAGAGAAGGGCCUUCAGGGACCUGAUAGGAUGCCUCCCCUCCCCCAGCCUUGAGCUGAAUCGUGGGGCGAUGACUGUAUCCCAACGGAGUUGGGUUAGGGGACCUUAAAGAAGGGCCAUGCUCAGCCCUGCCCCCUUAUUCCUUGUUCCUUCUGGAUUCCUGCCAGGGCCUGGGACCACCUGACCUCGUAGUAUCCCUCCCCUUCCCUAGCCAACAGCCCCAUCCCAACUGGCCGCCCCUUAGGAAGGUCUGUUUACCUGGUUCUCCCAGCAAAGGGUAUGGGGGCUCCUUGGGGAAUCACAUUGUGGGGCCCUGACUAGGUAGACUCCAGAAUCUGUGGGGCAGCUCUCUUUCCACCCAGAACUAAUCCAACUAGCUUAGGUAGCCCCUCCCCCCCAAAAAAAGUGUGAAUGUUUGGUGACCACCUGGUGUGAGGGUGCUGUGCCUGUCCCUGGCCACUUGGUAAGAGCUGGGGGAUGAACCUCAGUAACACUAAUUUAGGCCCCUACCCACCCCAGUGCCCAGGAGGCUGCUCCUGAGGCUAACUGCCAGGGGGCACUGUUGCCAAUUAGGGCACUAAGAAAGUAGCUGGGCCUCGGACAGCUCUCACCCCUCUGCCCAUUGGUUGUAGAAUCAAAUCUUGGACAAACCUGUACUUUGCAAAGCUGCUGCUUACAGAAGUCUAUUUUUUUUCCUUCUGAACAAGAGUUUUAAAAAGUUGUAAUUUUUGUGUCUUGUCAUGUAAGAGAAUAAAGAAAUAAAUAUUCUAAGUAGA